This is a messenger RNA of Mus caroli (Ryukyu mouse), 1890 nucleotides long. It is a transcript of the gene Cyb5d1, whose product is annotated as cytochrome b5 domain containing 1. Gene Ontology annotation, biological process: cilium movement. Lineage: Eukaryota; Metazoa; Chordata; Mammalia; Rodentia; Muridae. The record is from RefSeq and is a predicted model, not a curated record.
CCAAGCCCCGCCCUGCUUACGUAUAACUAACUCCCGUGGACGGUGGCCCGAAAGAGACAAUGGUUUCCAUGUCAGCGACAAACGCACUUUAGGUAGUUCUUGGACCUGAUAGUUUUAAGAUUGCGGAGGAGCGAGAAGGUAGCUGAGGAAGCCUGUGCCUCUUGUAGACCAGGAGCCAUGCCGCGCCGGGGCCUAGUAGCCGGGCCAGACUUGGAUAAUUUUCAACGUCGGUAUUUCACGCCGUCUGAAGUAGCGGAACACAACCAGCCCGAGGACCUAUGGGUGUCUUACCUGGGAUUUGUUUACAAUCUAACACCGCUUGUCGAGGAAUUCAAAGGGGAUCUACUGUUGAAACCCAUCCUGGAGGUCGCAGGCCAGGACAUAAGUCACUGGUUUGAUCCACAGACUAGAGACAUUCGCAAGCAUAUAGAUCCUCUCACUGGUUGCAUGAGAUACCGUACCCCGCGGGGCCGCUUCGUGCACAUCCCGCCACCUCUGCCCCGUUCAGACUGGGCCAAUGAUUUCGGAGUACCCUGGUGGAAGGGGGCAAAUUACCAGGUGGGACGACUGUCUGCUCGGACCCGGAACAUCCGUAUUAUUAACACUCUUGCAAUGCAGGAGCACACACUGCAGGUGGGGGCUCUGGAAUCAAUGUGGGAAAUCCUACACCGCUAUCUCCCCUAUAAUGCACAUGCUGCCAGCUACACAUGGAAAUAUGAUGGGAAGAAUUUGAACAUGGAUCAAACCCUGGAAGAAAACGGGAUCCGGGAUGAGGAAGAAGAGUUUGACUAUCUUAACAUGGAUGGUAAACUUCACACACCUGCAAUUCUGCUCUACUUCAAUGAUGACCUCACAGAGCUCUAGGAAAGGAGAUGUGCGUGUAGACUCAAGAUGUUGGAGUUUGCCUUUUUCUGUGCCUUGAGGGAAAGAGGUGUGGGUCUGUGGGGCCUGGCCUACGCCUCUGUUCCCUUCUGAGAAUCAGUCCGUGAUUCUUGGGCCUUUCUGACAUGUAAGGGCCUUAUCCCUGGUUCCUUUGUUCAUGGAUGAUUUGCUCAAAGAGUAUUAGAGGGGUCCUAGAAAGAAUCCCUGUAAGAGAGCUAGAGUCUCUCAGGAAUAUGAGGAGGAAGUAAGGCUCAGGCAAAACUUUUUAGUAGUUAGAGAAAGACACAGUGACAAAGGGAUGGAAGAACUUUUUUGGCAAAGGUGAGAAUGUGAUGUUUGUAGGAAGGUGAGAUUUACAAAGACAGAAUUUGGAAAUUAGCAUUAACAAUCAUAGGUGGGUGGCUGACUUCCUUUCUAAAGGUCUUUACUAGUUGGUGCCCCAGGAAACGUGAAUGCAGUUAAUUUAGGAUUGAAAUUUUGCUGGAGUUUUACACUGUUCAACUCAGCUAUUUCACAGAUAAUUCCUUAGGAAUUUCCCAAGGUUCUGUAGCACAAGUGCACAUUUAUCAGUUACUGCAGAGCCACAGUGCCCAAGCCUGCCCAGCUCUGAAAGUCAGGCAUUUUCCAGUGUAGAGGAACAUCCUCAGUAGCCUUGCCUAGUGCUCGAAUUUCCCACGGCUGCUCUCAAACUGUGUGUUUGGAAUGUGAGCUUGUGAUGGGGAUAUGUCAGCCUGUUGUUUACUCAAUAUUUGUUGUGUUUGAAGGGAGUUAAGAGAGUGCUCUAGAGACAAAGGCAGGGAAGGCUAAAUUUCAGCCAAGCACUGGCAACGGAGGCUACGUCCGUGUUGAUGUCAUAGGAUUCCUGACUGUUUGGGGGCAAGAAGAUAGGUGUUUCCUGACUCUGGGAAACCAGAAUGGAGAAAGGGCCUGUAGGUCAAGACAUUGUAGUGAGGGACCCACAAGCAGGUACCUUUUUUUUUUUUUUUUCCCAGUAGGCCUUGCCACUAA